CGGUGGCGGUGGUGGCGGCGGCAGCGGGCCCGGAGCAAGAUGGCGCUGCGACCGGGAACGGGAACUGGCGGCGGCGGGGCCGCGGGCGCCGGAGCGGGGGCCCCCGGGGGAGGCAGCUUCAUGUUUCCUGUAGCAGGUGGAAUAAGGCCCCCUCAAGCAGGCCUUAUGCCAAUGCAGCAACAAGGAUUUCCUAUGGUUUCUGUCAUGCAACCUAAUAUGCAAGGCAUAAUGGGAAUGAAUUAUGGCUCUCAAAUGUCCCAAGGACCCAUUGCUAUGCAGACAGGGAUACCAAUGGGACCAAUGCCAGCAGCAGGAAUGCCUUACCUAGGACAAGCACCAUUCUUGGGCAUGCGUCCUCCAGGUCCACAAUAUACCCCAGAUAUGCAGAAGCAGUUUGCUGAAGAGCAACAAAAACGAUUUGAACAGCAGCAAAAACUCUUAGAAGAAGAAAGAAAAAGACGCCAGUUUGAAGAGCAAAAGCAAAAGCUCAGACUUCUGAGUAGUGUGAAACCUAAGACAGGAGAGAAGAGUAGAGAUGAUGCUUUGGAAGCCAUAAAAGGAAACUUAGAUGGCUUUUCCAGAGAUGCUAAGAUGCAUCCUCCUCCAGCUUCGCACCCCAAGAAACCAGAUUGUCCCACAUCAUCUCAUUCAGCUAAAACUGUUUCCCCAUCACUUGCCUUUCUUGAUGAAGAAGAAUUCAGUGACUUUAUGCAGGGGCCUGUGGAAGUUCCCACUUGUGGGCCUUCUUCCACAGCCCAGCCAUUUCAGUCUUUCCAUCCUACCAUCCCACCUGGCCAGUUGCUUACACAGAAGGCUGGAGUACAGCCUCUCCCUCCAAGCCAGAUUCCAGUGUCUUUUGCCUUACAUGGCGUCCCUGGGCAAAUUCCUUAUUUCUCUACUGCUUCAGCUUCACACAGUGUGCAGAAAGCAGGCCCAUCCUUGGAGGAGAAGCUCCUAGUGUCUUGUGAGAUAAGUACAUCUGUGCAGGAACAAAUUAAAUUAAAUACUUCUGAAGCUGGGCACAAAGCCUUAGGCCCAGGUUCCCAUAAGAACCCUCCCAGUUUAACGGCCAAUAACGGGGUUGCUGUAGAUGGAUGUGUAAAUGGUACCACCACUGCAGAGACAGAAAAGACUUCAGAUCAAAACCUGUCAAUUGAAGAGAGUGGUGUGGGAGUAUUUCCCUCGCAGGAUGCAGUUCAGCCCAGAAUGCCUCCUUGGAUCUACAAUGAGAGUUUGGUUCCAGAUGCCUAUAAGAAAAUUUUAGAAACCACAAUGACUCCAACUGGAAUAGAUACUGCUAAACUUUAUCCCAUUCUGAUGUCAUCUGGACUUCCCAGGGAAACUCUUGGACAAAUAUGGGCCUUAGCUAAUCGAACUACACCUGGCAAACUUACUAAAGAAGAACUUUAUACCGUUCUCGCCAUGAUAGCAGUAACACAGAGGGGUGUUCCUGCCAUGAGUCCUGAUGCUUUAAGUCAGUUCCCAACAGCUCCUAUUCCAACUUUAAGUGGCUUUUCCAUGACUCUGCCUACUCCAGUGAGUCAACCAACUGUGAUACCUUCAGGCCCUGCAGGCUCCAUGCCUCUCAGCCUUGGACAGCCAGUCAUGGGCAUUAACCUUGUUGGACCAGUGGGUGGAGCUGCAGCCCCAGCUUCCAGUGGCUUCAUGCCAACUUACCCAGCAAAUCAGGUGGGAAAUUCAGAAGAUGAUGACUUCCAAGAUUUUCAAGAUGCUUCUAAGUCAGGAUCCCUUGAUGAUUCAUUCACUGAUUUCCAAGAGGUGCCUGCUUCCUCAAAAACAAAUAAUUCCCAGCAUGGAAACAGUACCUCAUCUUUGUUGACGCCACUUCCUGGAACUAAAGCACCAGCUUCAGUGGAUAAAUAUGCUGUGUUUAAAGGAAUUGCAGCUGACAAGUCCUUUGAAAAUGCUAUUCCAUUUGGAGAGCCUGGUGAUAAAUACAGUGCUUUCAGAGAACUUGAGCAGACAACAGAUAGUAAAUCUUUAGGAGACAACUUUACAGAAUUCAGGUCUGCAGGAACUGAUGAUGGUUUCACCGAUUUUAAAACAGCUGAUAGUAUAUCGCCACUAGAGCCACCAACAAAAGACACAACUUUUCCAGCAUCCUUCCCCUCAGGAACCAUACAACAGAAACAACUAGCACAAGUGAAAAAUCCUCUGAACUUAGCAGACCUAGAUAUGUUUUCCUCCAUUAAUUGCAGCAGCGAGAAAACCUUGCCUUUUUCAGCUGCAUUUAAUGCAUCAAAAUCAGUUUCUGCACGACCUCAGCCAACAGUUUCUGCCACAACUACUACAGCACUGGCAUCCACUAAAACUUCUAGUUUGGCUGAUGAUUUUGGAGAAUUCAACCUUUUUGGGGAAUAUUCUAGUCCAGCAUCUGUUGGGGAGCAGGAUGACUUUGCAGAUUUUAUGGCUUUCAGUAAUAACUCCGUUUCAUCUGAGCAAAAGGCAAAUGACAAAUACGAUGUCCUCAGAGAGGAAGCUAGUCCUGUUCCUCUCACUAGCAACUCAGGCAGCAUAGCAAAGAGUGCACAGAACCCAACUACUGCAUCUACCAAGUACGAUGUCUUCAAGCAGCUUUCCCUAGAAGGAGCUGGAUUAGGUGUGGAAGAAUUAAAAGAUAACACUACUUCUGGAAAGAGUGAUGAUGAUUUUGCUGACUUCCACUCCAGUAAAUUUUCAUCCAUGAACUCAGACAGAUCCUUAGGAGAGAAAGCAGUGGCGUUCAGACACACCAAAGAAGACUCUGCUUCUGUGAAGUCCCUGGAUCUUCCUUCAAUUGGUGGCAGCAGUGUCGGCAAAGAGGACUCUGAAGAUGCACUUUCUGUUCAGUUUGACAUGAAAUUGGCUGAUGUGGGAGGAGAUCUUAAGCAUGUCAUGUCUGAUAGCUCUUUGGAUUUACCAACAGUUAGUGGCCAGCAUCCUCCUGCCGCAGAUAUAGAGGACUUAAAAUAUGCUGCUUUUGGAAGCUACAGUAGCAAUUUUGCAGUGAGCACACUUACGAGCUAUGACUGGUCAGACAGGGAUGAUGCAUCUCAGGGCAGAAAACUCUCUCCAUUUGUCCUCUCAGCAGGAAGCAGAUCCUCCUCAGCUGCCUCAGUUCUUCAAAAGAAAGAGACAUCAUUUGGCAGUUCUGAAAACAUCACCGUGACAUCUCUCUCCAAAGUAACAACCUUUGCAAGUCAAGAUGCUCUUCCAGAAACUCCCUUCCCAGCUUUUGCCAGUUUUAAAGACAUGCUUCCUCAGACCAGUGAGCAAAAAGAAUAUGAAAGUGGGGUCUAUAAAGAUUUCAUAAAACAAGACAUGACUAUAGCUGAAUGGAGCCAAGAGGCCACAUGUCCAAGCCCAGCUUCUAGUGCCACCUCUCACGAAACCCCCAAAGAAUGUUCAGAUGACUUUGGAGAGUUUCAAAGUGAAAAGCUCAAAAUCAGCAAAUUUGACUUUUUAGUAGCCAACCCACAAAGCAAAGUGAAAUCCAGUGAAGAAAUGAUCAAAAGUGAGCUGGCAACCUUUGAUCUUUCUGUUCAAGGAUCACACAAGAGGAGCUUGAGCCUUGGUGAUAAAGAAAUAAGCAGGUCCUCACCUUCUCCAGCUCUGGAGCAGCCUUUCAGAGACCGUUCUAACACUCUGAGUGAGAAGCCUGCUCUGCCUGUCAUCCGUGACAAGUACAAGGAUCUCACUGGAGAGGUGGAGGAAAAUGAGAGAUAUGCAUAUGAAUGGCAGAGAUGUCUAAGAAGUGCUCUGGAUGUCAUUAAGAAGGCAAAUGACACCUUAAAUGGAAUUAGUAGUAGUGCUGUUUGCACAGAAGUUAUUCAGUCAGCUCAAGGCAUGGAAUACUUAUUAGGUGUUGUUGAAGUAUACAGAGUAACCAAACGUGUGGAGCUUGGGAUAAAAGCCACUGCAGUAUGCAGUGAGAAACUUCAGCAGUUAUUGAAGGACAUCGAUAAAGUAUGGAAUAACCUAAUCGGCUUCAUGUCACUCGCCACACUCACACCAGAUGAAAAUUCGUUGGAUUUUUCCUCCUGUAUGCUGCGGCCUGGGAUUAAAAAUGCCCAGGAACUUGCAUGUGGGGUGUGCCUCUUAAAUGUGGACUCCAGGAGCCGGAAAGAAGAGAAGCCUGCUGAAGAACAUCCUAAAAAAGCGUUCAACUCAGAUACAGACAGUUUCAAGCUGGCCUAUGGAGGACACCAGUAUCAUGCCAGCUGUGCCAACUUCUGGAUCAACUGUGUUGAACCAAAGCCUCCUGGUCUCAUCCUGCCUGAUUUGCUCUGAAAAGCUCCUCUAUAAAGCACCAGCUGUUUGCUCUAGUUUUCUUAAGAUAAUUAAAAUGAGGACCACAAGGGCUGGAGGAGUGGCUCAAGGGUAGAGCACCUGCCUAGCAAGCGUGAAGCUCUGAGUUCAAACCCCAGUACUACAAAAAAAAAAAAAUGGGACCACAGUUUUCUUUAAGGAGCAGUUUGCUGCUGCAGUAUUGAAACUGUGAAGAACUGGCAUUUGAAGAAAAAUAAAUUGUUGUUGUAGGGCUGGAAUUGGCAAAACUGUUUCCAGUCAGUGCUUACUUAUGUCUAGAACUGUAAGGUAGGUCCUGUAAAGUAGAAUUUAUCUCUCUGCAUUUAGUUCGUAAAUGUCUGGAAUGAAUAAAAGGAAGAAAUUGUGAUGAAAUGAUUCUCUGUCUUGUUAAAGAAAAAAAUACUGCUCAACUCUACCAGACAAUGGUAGACAUUGAGGGCACAUUUACCAUCUAUUUUCAUAGCUGAAUUUCUUCUCUACUCCUUUCUUUCAUUUCUGAAACUGUCAGCUCUUAAAGAAGACUCUUUCCAAACCAUGUCUGGUCCUUGGAGAAGAACAUCUAUUUUGACAGAGGCCCAAAUCUUGUUAUGUCGAGAUAAAUAUCCUUCUCCUUCUCCUUUCACUGGAAACCUGUUGUGCAACACGCAAAAGACUGGUACAAAGCAUGGUCUUUUUCCAGACAAGAUCUGGACAGGCUGUGGAAUGAAGUCUGUUUGCUGUGGCUUCUCCCCACGUUUUCAACGAAGAUUGUAUAGGACCAGCAUUGCUGGACUUGUAUCUGUGAGAGAGACGUGAAAAUGAACACAGCUUGAGAAGGUGGAACUCCUGGCCUAGUGAGCUGAAUACUAAGGUGUAUGCAUAUUUAUGGGGGAGGUACAUGCUGCAGAAACAUGAGGGGAAAUUGUUCAGCAACAGCACUGAAUUUUAAAAGGAAGAGAGUCAUGCUUUCUAGUGUAAGAAUUUUCUUUGCCAUUUAAACUAAAUACAUAAAAUAAGAAGAACAAAAGCCAAGUAGUUAAGGCCUGUGUUAUUCCUAGGAAGAACAACCAAUCUAUGACACCUGUUUUCUUUGAAUUUCUGAUUAUGUGCUUCAUGAAGGGAUUUUCAGUCUUGUUUGCUUCACUUUGUAUGAUAAGGCUUUCUGACAUAUACUUAGUUUUUAUUUGCUUUUGUCUAUAUAACUGCUGCUUUUACAUAAUUGUUUUCCCCUUCCAGGAUAAAACUUCAGGGAAUUCUGUGCUGUUCCAUUUUACACCUUUUGCAUUUUCUCCAAGAAAGGUAUAGAUUAUUUCACACAGCUGUUGAUGUGGCCUCUGCUUUGCCUUGCUGUACUCCAGAACAUACAGAGAAGCGUUGAUGAGAUACAUCUGUUUUUCUCACUUGCUCUAGAUGACAUCAUCUCUAGCUAUUAAUGACUGAGACAGCUGUCUGAACUGUCAGUGAGAGGCUUUUCCCUUCUCAGGGCUAGUGGAGUGUAACCACUCGGGGGCUGGUUUUUUGCAGGCUCUUCUGAGGCACCUGUGCUCUGCUUCAUGCUGGACAGCACUGGUGUUUCACCAUGGCACUAGAAUAAUAAGCAGGCAUCUGGUUGGUCUUGUAAAUUCCCUAAUAGAACUGGAUAAUGGAAUCUACCUUAGUAAAACUAUUUCCCAAUUUGACAAGAUUUAUAUUGCUGAGGCAUUUCAUGAAUAUGCAAUAUGGACUAUUCUAUCAUUGUAGACUGUAUCAAUGACAUUUUAAAAAGUGUUUCCUAGAUUGGUUUCCAUUCCUAGAUUUAUUCUAGAAUGCCUCAGAUAAAAUUCCUAAGUAUAAUUAUAGCUGUCCUUACCAAGUGAUAGGUUUAGUCACUGCUUGGGAGGCAUCAGAGGAAAACUCAGUAGAUGUCAACAAAAAAGCCUUUGCUAUGAAAAGUAUUCACUACUGUGAAUAUGUUUGAUACUUGAAAUGUUUAAUUAGAUACUACCAAUAAGGAUUUGGGGAGUGUAGCAUACCAUUGGGCUGGUUUUAUCCAUGCUUAUUAAAAUGACUCAACAUUGCAUUCAGCUUUACUUCAGCUCUUGUUAGCCAAAGAGCCCAGUGUCCUUGGAAACAGUAACCAAGGAUACUUAUUUCCAUACUGUGUAUUGUGUCAGGCAGCUUCACCCCAUUGCUAUGGGUUAGUGUAUAAAUUCAGUUUUUUGUCUGGACACGCUUGAGACAGAAGCGGUACAAGGUAUUCCUCUUCUGUCUAUGCUUUAUUUUUCCCAUGUCU
Messenger RNA from Castor canadensis (American beaver), 6559 nucleotides. It is a transcript of the gene Synrg, whose product is annotated as synergin gamma. Gene Ontology annotation, cellular component: clathrin coat of trans-Golgi network vesicle. The record is from RefSeq and is a predicted model, not a curated record. Lineage: Eukaryota; Metazoa; Chordata; Mammalia; Rodentia; Castoridae. Gene Ontology annotation, molecular function: protein binding.